Limulus polyphemus (Atlantic horseshoe crab) is the source of this 902-nucleotide messenger RNA. Its product is annotated as clotting factor B-like. The record is from RefSeq and is a predicted model, not a curated record. Lineage: Eukaryota; Metazoa; Arthropoda; Merostomata; Xiphosura; Limulidae. Gene Ontology annotation, molecular function: serine-type endopeptidase activity. The transcript is spliced from 4 exons. Gene Ontology annotation, biological process: proteolysis. The coding region runs from base 41 to 643 and encodes 200 amino acids.
UUACGGAAAAUUAGUUAACGAACGAACGGAGACACAAUUAAUGUCCGAUUACAAGGCUCGGAUUGGCCAACUGAAUGCAUACGAAGGACGCUUGUAUGACGUGGAGGCUAUUAAAGUCCAUGAAGGUUACGUAAAAAAACAUUAUUACAACGAUAUCGCGAUCCUACGUCUGAAGGAAAGCGUUUCUUAUUCUGAUGCCGUAGCUCCGGUAUGUUUGCCAAACCAUGUACUUGCACGACGAGACCUGACUGGAGUUUCCAGUACUCUGUUAGGCUACGGAGAUCUUUCCUAUGGUGGUCCUAGUACUGAUGUUCUCCAGGAAGUAAAUGGUAUUCCUGUAGUUUCUUCGAGAGAUUGUAACAGAACUUACACACUUUUCCCACGUUCUCCUUUUAACCGAGGUGUUACAAAACAAUUCAUCUGUGCUGGGCUGACAGAGGGCGGAAAAGAUGCCUGCCAAGGAGACUCUGGUGGACCAUUGAUGAUAAAAGAAAACAACGGAAGAUGGACCGUUAUUGGAAUUGUCUCGUUUGGAUAUCGUUGUGCCGAACCCAAUUAUCCAGGAAUUUACACACGGGUAUCGUACUUUAUGGACUGGCUAGAAGAAAGCAUAAACCAGUUAGCUUCAAAGAAGACACAUUAGAUGAUGCGAAACAAUUGGAAUUCGUCUUUAAAGUUUAAUUGUUUUUGUUGUUUGUAAUGAAGUCUAAAACUGUGUAUUUUGUAAAAAGAAAAAAACUCUUCAAUAUUAUGUUUACAUAUUAAUGAAACAUAUAUUAAGGAAUACUGUGUAUUAAGCUUAAUACUAUUGUACUUUAUAAUCAUUUCCAUUUAUUACACCCAGAAAUGCUCGUGUGAUAAAGAUUAUAUAUAUAUAUAUAUAUAUAUAUACAUAUAUAUAU